This is a messenger RNA of Strongyloides ratti, 1062 nucleotides long. Its product is annotated as Protein kinase domain and Serine/threonine-/dual specificity protein kinase, catalytic domain and Protein kinase-like domain-containing protein. The record is from RefSeq and is a predicted model, not a curated record. Lineage: Eukaryota; Metazoa; Nematoda; Chromadorea; Rhabditida; Strongyloididae. Gene Ontology annotation, biological process: protein phosphorylation. The coding region runs from base 1 to 1062 and encodes 353 amino acids. Gene Ontology annotation, molecular function: ATP binding; protein serine/threonine kinase activity. Gene Ontology annotation, cellular component: cytoplasm. The transcript has a single exon.
AUGAUAGUAUUUCAUGAAGAUGAAGACUUUAACCGUCAUCUUGAAGAUAUACGACAAAUUCGCCACAAAAAUAUUGAAGGUGGUCCAAUUAUUUUUUAUAAUGAAUAUUUUAUUACAUUGAAUCUUCAAACAGAACAAAGACUUUUAUUUGUGUACAAAGAAAGUGAUGGUAUAAGUUUAUCGGAAAUUUUGUAUGUAGACAAUAAUUUUUUUAAAAAAAACACAACAUCAGCUUUACAAUUACUUAAACAAAUUGGUGAUGGUCUUCUAUAUUUACAUCGACGUAACAUUGUUCAUGGAGAAAUACAUCCAGACAAUAUUGUAUUAACUAAAACUGGAAUUUAUAAACUUAUUAAUUGUUGUUUUUUUCAUAUAUUAUCUCAUCUUAAACCUCAAAACAAACUUCGAGAAAUGAAAUGUUUGUAUUAUAAUUCUCCAGAAUCUAUAUUUACAGAAAAGAUAAUAACAAAAGAGGAAGAUGUCUGGGCUUUCGGGAUAAUAAUUUAUAAUUUAUACAAUGGUUUCGAUGAAUAUUAUUUUAAAAAUUUACAUCCAAUGUACCAAACUGAACCUGAUGCUUGUUUAAUACAUAUGUUUAAAAAUUAUGGUCCAUUUUGUGGCCAACAAAAUGACAUGCCAAAUGUAUUUUAUAAUAUUUGUGCUGGAGGAAUAUGGAAAAGAAAUAUAGAGAGAGUUAAUAUGAAAGUUCUUAUGCAAUUAAUAAACAGUAUUGAAUAUUGUUAUAAAGUUCAAAAUUUUAUAUGUAAUGAAAAAUAUUUAUAUUAUGAAAUUAUUAGUAGAAUUUCUAGUAAUAAAGAAGAUUAUUUAUAUCUUUAUAGAUACUUAGUAUGGAGAGAAUUUAUAGAUAAAACAGAUAAAAAAGGUCCUGACCAAAAAAGUGGUAGUUUUUAUCCAAUUCAAAAUGAGAAACAAAAAAAAGGUAUGAGUAAAAAGAAAGAAAAAGGAUCAAAAACAACAAAAAAAAAGUCAAGUAAGAAAAAAAAGGAAAUUAAAUCAGCAAAAACUGAUUAUAAUGAUGUUAAUUUUAAUGACGAUUUAUAA